CACCGGACACCAGCGCUCGGUUUGGUCGUUUCGUUCAGUUCAGUUCAGUGUCCACCAUUUUCAAUUUGCCUCUUGGUCGUUGCAAGGUUUUGUGUGUUAUUUAGAAGAGCCAAUAAUAAAAUAAUAUUGUUGCUGUUGUGCAAGUGAAUUAAGUAACGCAUUCGAAAUAUUAGGAAUUCGUUAUAUAUCUAUGAGUGAAUUGAAUUUGAAAGACCAGUAACGGCUUUAUUGACAAACCUAUUUUGAUACACAAACGUUGAAGUGAUAAUUUUUCUUGUUUUUAUAUUAUUCUUCUAUUAAGAAAGAACUGCACAAUGGAGUCCGUAACUGAUCAUUUGAAACGCUUGCGAGAGGAAAGGAUUGCAAGAGAAAAGGCGCGAAUUGAAAAGUUACGAGAACUGAAUCUCAAGAAAGUUGCCGUAAAGAACCAUAUUCAUGUCAACACCAGUGCGAAGAGGCCUAGCUCCGUACCAGUCACCGCAAAGCCCAGGCAGGCGUUAUCUCAAGUUAAACUGGAAGGGAAAAGCAGCUCGUUGAUUCCUGGACCCAGUGAUAAGGUUGCAAAUAAAACUACAAAUGCAGUGAAAACUACUACCAGUGCUCCCAAAGUAACUGUUAACCAGAAACCAUCUGCCAAAACUGACAAAUCUCUUGCAAAUGAUUCUAAAACAACUGGAAAUACUAUCAAAAGAGUUCCUAAUAAUGAAGCAAAUAAAUCUAAAACCAGUUUAAUCCCAAAUAAUACCAAAAAGGUCUUAACAGAACGAAAACCAGACCUGAUAUCUAACUUAGGUUGCAAACAAGGUUUUCCGAUCCGUAAAGAUAACAUGACAACAAAUUUGAAACUCCGUAAGAGUUUAGCGGUCACAAACACCAAACCUGAACCGAUAGCUUCAAGAAAGUCAAUGAUUCCUAAGAUCCCUGGUUCGUCAAUGACUUCACAAUCUGCACCGCAGAAUUCUGUGUUUGAACGCUUGUAUAAACCAAAGUAUACUCAAGAAAAUCAUGUAAACGAUGUGAAGAAACUCCAAACUGAUCCGGAUUACUUGAAGAAGGUCAUUCGUACCUCAGGAUUGAUAUUAAACAAGCGUCACACAGUAUUUGAAGCUACCAAACCAAAAGCAGCCCCUGUGCGUAGAUCGAUAUCUGCGGUACACUUCAAACGGAUUGGUAAACAUGAACUGAGCAACUGCAUCCAGAAAUUCUCAUCCAUCGGUGAAAAACUAAACAGCGUACACCUUAAACAUAUCAAUGAAGAUGAGAAUGUAAAGGAUGAGGUUGUGUCAGCUAUCCGUAGUGAACGCAAGAAGGUUAAGUUCAUGACUCCAAUGUCCAGCUUCAAUACCCCUAGACCGGAAGAGCUGCAGGGUCGGUUGAAGUCUUGGCUGGCAAAGAGAGGAAAGUCCUUGGAUUCGUACCAUCAUUUGCAGUGUUUCGGCAUACAUCAUCUACCGCACACAAUUAAUUUUGAUCCAAAACAAUUUGACGAAGAAAAUAAGGAGAAUAUCGCUGUUGAAUCGGACAGUGAUGAUGAUUCUUAUACGGAGACUAUGAAUGAAGAGAUUCCAGCUACUAAGCAAUGGAGGAAUGUUAGCUCUGUGAAUGAUUCUGUUGAUUUGAAUGAGUCUCAUGAUACCACAGCAACUUGCAGCGAUGUUGUGAAUACGGAUAACAUUGUUGUUGGUGCUUUGAAUGAUCUGACUGAAAUUCUGAGGGAGGGCUACGACUGGCAGCAGUGCGCCCGCUGGCUGCGCGCCAUCCGCGAGCGCUUCCCGGCGUGCGCGCGGCACUCCGCCUACUGGGAGUGUCGCGCCGCGCUCGAGGAGGCGCGCGGGGACCUGCCCGCCUCCGUGCAGUGCUGGGAGGAGGCCAUCGCCAAUGGGACAGAGCACACCGUCGCUGAAGCCAGCCUAGAUCAUCUGCUGGACAAGUUUAUGCAACUCAAAAUCAGUCCCAACAGUGGGAAACGACAGCCUGAUCCCAAAUUCGUUGACAUGAAGAAUGUAUUCAAAAGCACUAUCAUCAGAUUCGCUGUUCAACAAGCUAAAUUACGCCAAUCCAAUCAAUCAGACGCACCAUCAUACACGGUGACUCCCGUCCGUCGCUCGGCGCGGCUCAGCGCGCACUGGAGCGGAAAACGAACCCCGUUACAGGUCUGCAGUACUGUACGAGAGGCUGAUGAAAUGCUGACGGAAAAACCUUUGUUCGUACCCAAUAAUAAUCUAUGUGGAACACCUUGAAAACUGUGUGUAGGUUAUAUAUCUUAUUAAAGGCUGAAUACUGCCCCCUUUCUUGUGUAAGUAACAGAGGCAGUUGUUGUUCAACACAAACGAU
Molecule: messenger RNA, 2334 nt
Organism: Trichoplusia ni (cabbage looper)
Lineage: Eukaryota; Metazoa; Arthropoda; Insecta; Lepidoptera; Noctuidae
Exons: 6
Coding region: 315-2240 (641 amino acids)
Source: RefSeq, a predicted model, not a curated record